This is a messenger RNA of Sardina pilchardus (European sardine), 8804 nucleotides long. It is a transcript of the gene akt3a, whose product is annotated as v-akt murine thymoma viral oncogene homolog 3a. Gene Ontology annotation, biological process: protein phosphorylation. NCBI's taxonomy places the organism in Eukaryota, Metazoa, Chordata, Actinopteri, Clupeiformes, Clupeidae. The record is from RefSeq and is a predicted model, not a curated record. Gene Ontology annotation, cellular component: nucleus; cytoplasm. Gene Ontology annotation, molecular function: protein serine/threonine kinase activity; ATP binding. The transcript has 10 exons. The coding region runs from base 14 to 1144 and encodes 376 amino acids.
AGAGGCCAUUCAGAUGGUGGCAGACAAGCUGCAGCGGCAGGAAGAGGAGAGGAUCCAAUGCAGCCCCACCUCCCAGAUAGACAACAUCGGAGAGGAGGAGAUGGACACAUCCACUAGCCACUAUAAACGGAAGACGAUGAAUGAUUUUGACUACUUAAAACUACUGGGCAAAGGCACUUUCGGCAAAGUCAUUCUGGUACGGGAGAAGGCCAGUGGCAAGUAUUACGCAAUGAAGAUUCUCAAGAAGGAGGUGAUCAUUGCAAAGGAUGAAGUUGCUCACACACUCACAGAGAGCAGAGUACUGAAAAACACAAGACACCCUUUCCUCACUUCUUUGAAAUACUCGUUCCAAACUAAAGACCGCCUCUGUUUUGUCAUGGAGUACGUCAAUGGAGGAGAGCUGUUUUUCCAUUUGUCGAGAGAACGUGUGUUCUCCGAGGAACGCACGCGGUUCUACGGCGCUGAGAUCGUCUCCGCUCUGGACUAUCUGCACUCCGCCAAGAUUGUGUACCGGGACCUGAAGUUGGAGAACCUGAUGCUGGAUAAAGACGGCCACAUCAAGAUCACAGACUUCGGACUCUGCAAGGAGGGCAUCACCGAGGCUGCUACCAUGAAGACCUUCUGCGGGACCCCCGAGUACCUGGCACCUGAGGUGCUGGAGGAUAAUGACUACGGCCGUGCGGUGGACUGGUGGGGGCUGGGCGUGGUGAUGUACGAGAUGAUGUGCGGCAGGCUGCCCUUCUACAACCAGGACCACGAGAAGCUGUUCGAGCUCAUCCUGAUGGAGGACAUCAAGUUCCCACGUACCCUCUCCUCCGACGCCAAGUCCCUGCUCUCCGGACUGCUCAUCAAAGACCCCAAUAAGCGACUUGGAGGGGGUCCAGACGACGCUAAAGAAAUCAUGAGACACAGUUUCUUUACAGGAAUGGACUGGCAAGAUGUUUAUGAUAAGAAGCUGAUACCUCCCUUCAAGCCUCAUGUGUCAUCCGAGACGGAUACCAGGUAUUUUGACGAGGAGUUUACGGCACAGACAAUUACAAUAACUCCCCCUGAAAAAUUUGACGAAGAUGGCAUGGAUUGUCUGGACAACGAGCGAAGACCACAUUUCCCACAGUUCUCCUACUCUGCUAGUGGGCGGGAGUGAGUUCUGCGUGGUCGGAGUGCUGCCGCCCAUUUCCUCGUGUAUGGUUACCAUGGCUACCACUGGACCAUCAGCGCCUAACCAACCUCUCUUUCUCUCUCUCUCUGUCCCCAACUCCCUGACCCCUCUCAUUUGAGUUGUUUCACACACUGGGUGGACUAAAAGGGCCGUGGCCCAAAAUGGCGGUGUUUUGUCAGAGGAAUCUUUGGGCACAAGUCUGGGCUACAAGUCUCAAGCGCCUCCUCACUGCUUUUGGUUGCACUGGUGGACUGGCAAACUAGGGUGUAGUGUUGUCUCAGUUAUUUUGAUUUUUUUUUUCUCCUUGUUUUGUGUUUCUGUGUUAGUGUCUUCAUACGGUGAGCUGGUUUAGCUUUUUGUUUUUUUUACUUUAUUUUGUUUGUUUUCGGGUCAGGAUUCUAUAGUUAGCUUAGCUUAGCUGGCCAUGAUCACGGCCUUCCACGUUUUAGCGGGAAAGUGACCAGAAGGACCUGCCUUACUCUCUCAGUCUCUCUCUCUCUAUCUCUCUCUCUCUCUCUCUCUCUCUCUCUCAUGGAAAGGUGAGGCGCAUCUGGCUUCAGAUUCACAGGAGGUUUUGCCGGGGGGCAGAACAUUCUGCCCCAUGAGAUUACGCACACACAAACACACACACACACACACACUUAUAUUUACCCCUCUCCCUCCGUACCAGCCCCGAGAACUGCUAACUGUGGACCCAAUAGGGUCCAGGUCGGGAGCACACAAAAACAUACACACACACACAAAACUCGUUCACACAUUUGGGUCUGGAUUGGAUCCAGAUUUGGAUCUCUCUCUCUCUCACACACACACACACACACACACACACAUAUUAGGCACUGGAUCAGACCCAGGUUGACACUGUAUCUGACCCAGAAUCAGAGGGUGUCUGGACGGAGCUCCAUAUCCUCCCCUCCCCUUCCUGUCGUAGGUUAGCUGUAGCUAGUAGCCGUUAGCUUUGUAGUGUUAGACAAUUUAGAAACUGCCAGAAACGGUUCGCUCAGGCUACGCAGAUGAAAAAGAAAUACAAACAAACCAACAAACAAACCUCUCUUUUCGUCUGCAAUCAAACUCAAGUAACAGGUACAGCAGCUUUACUCUGGGGUUCCCCACGGCUCAGCGCAGGGGACCCAUACUCAUGCCACUAACUCAACAUGCCUCAAAACUUUUCUGCUCUCUCUCUCUGAUGGACAACGGUGUCAGUAGAUUAGGAUUCCUACCGACGUUUGUUUUUAUUUAUUUUGUAAAGUUAUUAUUAUUAUUUCUGCUGCCAGUGACUCCACACAGUCACCUGGCUUAACUUUAAGGUAGUUCUGCGCUGUAGUUUCAAACAGAAAGAGAAACGUCGUCUCUGACAGAUGCUAAGUCAGAGACGUUUAUUUUGUUACGGUCUACAUGCAGAGCUCUGCAGUGGGCCGGGUCUGAGAAACCUUGAGACGUUUCCGUGGUAAUCCUGUGAAUCCAAGCAAUGCUUUACCUUUCCAUGGCCCUCAAGGUUCAGUUCCAUUCAGGGUUAUUUUUCCAACAGUCUUAAACUAUUCUCCACCAAGCGACCAGACAAAUAAACAGAAUCCAGGUACGAGGCCUCCAGAACUAGUUACUAAUAGAUGAAGUAUCUUAUCCCUUGGAAGACGGUAUGUAAAUAUGCAAGGCUUUAUUUUUGACGCCAUUGCAAGAAAAGAAAAAAAAAUCUUUUUCCUGUCAUUGUAUUAGUAGUCAGCUGAUGUAACAUAGUAUUCAGAAUGCAUUACACACAAACACACACCAACACAUAGAAAAUGUGAAUGACAAAGGCAACAUUAGAGCCGUAUAGAAUGAUGCCACUUUUCCAUAGGGGAGGGGCUUAAUAUAUAUGGGCGGGCUUAAGGGAAUAGCUCCUCCUAUGAUGUUAAAAAGUGCAAUCACAGGAAUUAAUUCCCUUUUUGGGCAGUUAGAAGGCUGAUAGUAAAUAGGGGACUGGUAAGGGAAGGGGAGGAAAAAUAUCAAUUUGUUUUUUAUGACCGAGAGGGAUUUUUUGUUUCUUUAAAAAAUCUGAUUGUUUAAUUUAUUUGUUGUUGAACUGUUUGUGUUAUUAUUAUUAUUAUUAUUAUUAUUAUUAUCAUCAUCAUCAUCAUCAUCAUUAUUAUUUUUUUCCUACUACUAUUGUUAGGAGUAUUAUCCAGUCUUUUUUCUGGAUUAAAAUGCACCUCAAAAAUGGCUUAAGAAUGUAGACAGGGCAAUGAAAAAGGCCUUUUAAUGUUGAUUUGCUUUGACUUCAAAUUUAUUUUCCUAUCGUCUCAUACCAAAAUAUAAUGAUGUCAAGAGCAAUGAAAAGCUCUAACUGAAAAGAAAGUUUGUCAGUAGUCUACCUACAGUCUAGUGGUACUAUGUUGUGUGUUACUUUGUUUUUCAUUUGUUUGUUUGUUUGUGUCGUGUGUGUUCUUUCACAUGGCUAUGUUGUCUACAUGAGGUACAGUCCCAAAUAGGAACCGAACUGUUGUGCAGGUGAGGUCCGGGUUGGCACCGGAGCCGUUCCCCAGAGGCCGAUGCUGCAUGGGGCAUCUGAGAUGCAAGAUCCGGCCCAGCCGGUGCCGUUGGGUCUGGAGAUCCCUGUGAGGGAAAAGAAAAAGAAACACACACACACAAAUACGCACGCUGCAUAAGUCACCUGGUGUAGGACGAUGGGGCCGUGGCUUUGUCUUGAACUGAAAGCCAAGAGCAUGGCACUGACCAGAGUGGUGUAGUGUAGAGUCUCUGACCACACAGAUCACAUUCCAUUCUCACCAAUUACUGAUGAACUCACUGCAUGUCUCCAGAGCCCUUCUCUAACCAUUGCUUCUCAUCAAACUGCCAUUAUGAAAAUACCAAGCUGCUAAUGACCCAUACUUCGCUUGUCAUUCUGGAUGGAAGUUACGAGGUGUGAUAUGAAUAGGUCAGAAUAUUAACAUGAUGUUGACUAAGUUUAAUUUUCACCCACGUUAAGUUGAUCUGCAUUGUUUAGUUUUUGAACUCAGAGAGCCUUUUGUGCUCAAGUGAAAACUGUAACCCUCUCUGUCCAAAGUACAAACGGCAAAAGGUGUAAAAGUGAAGAGCAGAUAAAAACGUCAAACAAGUCAUUCCGCAUUUCAAAAAAGUAUCCCUAAAUACCUCUGUGCUCAUUCUUCAUUUACACUGGGAGUUUGAGGCAGCAGGGGCCCAACACAGGCAGCUGUGUUUGUAACGAUAAAAGCAUCACGUCACUUCUCCUACCAAACAAAAAUUCUUAUCCUUUCACCCAUUUUCUCAGACAUUCUGCCCUACUGUAAUUGGUAAGUCUUCAGGCCGAUUAAGACGAGAAACAUUUUUCCGUCACUUGUGUGACAUCCGUCUAAUCAAAUCAAAUUCAAUUGGAAUGAAUGUAGUGAUUGAGAUGAGCAGUGUUUUACUCACAUAUUACGGCCAAUCAGAAGAAACUAUUAUGCUUCAAUACUAUUCUAUGUGUGUAUGUGAAAUGCACUCGUACAAAACCAUUGUUAAACACUGUUACAUCGCGUCAAAGAUGGAGGCAGUGUAAAUUCCCAUUUAGACAAAGCGUUUACAUGGAAUGCAGCUGCUGUGAAUGCUGUUGGUGAGUUAACUAGGUUGGGAUAUGUCAACAAGCUGCUCAGUCAGUCAGUGGCAACAAUGAUUGACGUCUGUUGUGCUGUAUGUCGUCUCUGAAGUGUUGUAUGGAGUAGUUUCAAGGUCAUUUGUGUUCGGUUAGUCUCCCAUGUUUUUUGCUCUUCAGGGUAUUGGAUGUGUGUACGGUAUGUGCCUUACAGGAAAAGUAGGUUAAAUGUAGAUUUGUUUUUUUCUGAGGUGUGUGUGUGAAAGUAUGGUUGUUGUCCAUUCAGCUUCGGAAAACUUAGUUGGGUCGUAGCGCCACCUCUAAGCGGGAGCACUGGAUGGGAAUGUGAAUGGAAUGUCAUGGGGCACUAAGAGGGAGGAGAGGAUGCAUAAAAUAUUGGAUAGAUAAAUAGAUAGAUAGAUAGAUACUUUAUUGAUCCCAAAGGGGAAAUUCAAGAUUGCAGAGGAUGAAGGAGAGGAUGAGAGGAUACAGCUGCACACGACAUAAGGACAUACCACAGAGCUCUUUUAGUGUUCAGUCCACUUUCAAUAGUCAUAUCAAGCUUUGUGUUCAUGUUUAAUAUUGCUUAAGAUGAAGUUUUAUGAACUUUGUCUUGAUGUUACUAAGGGGCUAUCCACUGUACGUAACUACAGUAUACCAUCUAGCACUUUUGACUCAAAGGCUAAGACAUUCUGUAACGUACUGUUAUGAUGGUGUGUUUGAGUGUGGUCAGUUCUGGUAUGGGAAGUUGUGGGUGGUUUUGAUGUAUAUGAUUUGAAUGGGGGUGUGAAGGAUGGCAACAGAGGUGUCAGUCGUUGAGAGACUAGGGUCUGCAGAUUCGCCUGCCAAGUGUUGCUUCUCUCGAGAAGGUGGUUCCAGAUGCAUGAUUUGACGGGCGAAAUGGAGGUGCAAGCAGAUGGGCUCAUCCCGAGAUUGGAGGUCGAUCAAUAACUAGUACGUUGACAAGAAUAUGGCGUGUGGGAUGUAGGUGGCAGAAAUGCAAGUCGGAUUGCAAGGGCUGCAUCUUAAGAGCUAAAUAUAAACCCAGAGACACAGACACACACACACACAAACACACACAUAUAGUCAACGUACAAAUACACCCCCUGAUCCACACACACACACACACACACACAUUGUGUUCCUGUCGUUGCAUGCAUCUAAAGCAUUGAGAUCACAUGGGAGAAGAGUUCCAGCUCUGCUUCACUCCUAGUCACAGUUUUGGAUUAAGGCAAGUUUGAACACAGGGUGUGUUGUUGUUUCUGGGGUUCCAGGUUAUUGAUAAGAGCUUUGUCCAGAGACGCAGGUGGAGGCCCAAUGUCCUCCCGUCUGUGGUAUCACUGUGUUGGCACAGGACUGUUGUGGAAACACAGGGUAUGUUGCGAGACGUGGCAACAAUUCUUUUUUUUUUGUGCAAUUCUAAUUCAUAGCUGUUGUAGCCUGUGGUACGCAUCAGCCUCCCUAUCCUUUUUCUCGCCCCCUCUCGCCAACAUGAGCAGAAUGUAUAUUGACUGAGCGUCAGAAAAAUGGGUGAACAGGAAGUGGGUUCUCACACGCAGCCCUCACCAGCAGUACGUAGAGACUGGUGCGUUUCGGUCGAAGCGGAGUUUGGCGUAGGACGGCAGGAUCUGUCACGACAAUGUGGCAACUGUACCCCCUACUGUUUUGGCGAAGCUCUGAUCUAAUAACUGUGGUUAUUCAAUCCAUUACACUCUGUCAUUGACUGUCUUCCAGAAGCUUACUUUGGGUUCACUUCUGUCAUGUGUAGUGGGAUCAAUGGCUUAAUGAAACUACUUGGAGCAAUGGUUUAAUAGGACCAUACUGCUGAACACAAUGCAUAUUGUAUCUAUGUGUUUGUUUUGUUUUGUUUAUUUCUGUUUUAUAUAUGCUGGUUUGUUUGAGGAGUAACUUGAACAUUUCUUAUUUUCUGGUAUUUGUGUUAGAUUCUGGACACUGUCUUUUGUUUGUUUGUUUGUUUGUUUGUUUGUUUCAGCUGUGAAUUUCGACAUGGAGAUAAACAAAAUGUUUUUGGGCACUUAACAUUUUAUUUAACGUUUUUAUGCAUUGGUUUAUUUUCACCAUUUUUGAAGGAGCACUUAAUAAACGUUUCUGCACUCUGUCUACUUGUCUUCGCCGCAGGUAAGACAGAAUGGCAGACACACCUUGUGCGCUUGCACCAUGUAGGUUAGGCUACACGUUACUUUUCUUUCUGCUCUCCUCAAAAUGGUAUGUGAUUUUCUCUUUGUAUCUGUAUACCCAUUGGUGUAUACAUUGACAUCAGCUGGUUUUUACCAUAUUGACCAGUGGAAAGUGUUCUGGGCAGGCAUUGUGGUGGCAUUAUCUUGCAUGCAGAGGACAUCACUCCUAUGGCCGUGUGUGUAUGUGUGUAUCGAGGCUAAAGGAUAUGAGAUUAGGCUUAAGAGCAUUGCGGUCGUAAAAUGAUCAUACACUUUUUGACUCCAUAGCUUAGCAAACUUCUGCUAUGAACUUCUCCAGUGGCACUUCCUCACGUCCAUUUAACUUUUUUGUAUACAUCCGCAAGUUACGAAAGCUGUCCCUCCAGUGAAGUGUGUGUGGAGGGGAGAAUUACUGGAAAGCACAGAAUCCCUUCAUGAAGAUCAUGCGUCUUUCUUUUUGUAAAUUAUAAAUAAAGGAAGGAGAUCUUUUCACAUUGCUGUGUAAAGCGUAAAGGGGCAGGUGGAUUUGAUAUGUUCAAUUUUAUGCAAAAGUUUAGGCUCCCUUGGCCAAUUGACGUCAUGGCAUUUUGUUAUUUAUUUAUACUUAUUUAUUUUGGGAUAAAGUAAAUACAGCCCCUGCGUUUUAAACAUUUUAAAAGAAAACUAAACCCUUUUACAAGUGUUAUUGCAGUGUUUCUGAUUUCAUGGAGAAAUAAUAAAAAAGAAAUAUAGACAUGAUAAUGGUAUAAUUGUGUCCCAUGCUCUGAGCUUCUCCGCUGUUUGUAAACAGCUGUAUUGUAUCUGCGGCAGUUGGUGGGAGAGUGCGCACUGAUGAGCCAAAUUUGUUCCCUCCAUGUGGAGAGCUGUGUUUUCCUGUGCACCAAGUCUGGCCACAGUAGAGAGAAAAGUCAAAACAGGAACUAUUGUGUGUGUGUGUGUGUGUGUGUGUGUGUGUGUGUGUGUGUGUGAGAAACUUGCUAUUUAAACAGCUUAACCACGCAAAGACAGUGGACUUGUCAACAUCAAAAUGUGUGCGAAAAAAAAAAUAUACAGCUGAAAAAAAAAAGUAUAGUAGAAAGCUUUAUCCAUCAAACAACCUGCUCACAGGAUGAGUCUGUGGGACCCAAACUCUUGUGUGCCCUAGAGAAUGACCUUCACGGUCAGAUGAAGGUCAGAAGAAGAAAAAAACGAGGCCAUUCUUCGCCCCCCCCCCCCCCCCCCUCCCAUGCUCUCCCCCAUACACAGGGAAAAUAAGAAAGAGGGACCCUUCCAUAACACGGUCAUGUGAUGAUGUGGGUUGUAUCCUUCUUAACUGCAGGGUCUCGAGCUGACUUAACGCCUCAGACAUCCCUUUGCUGCUAUACUGUUUGUACUGUCUACAACAGAUCUGUUCUUGUUACCUUGCUCCUGAUAGUGUCUAAUGAAUGAGCAUGAAUUGUAAAGUAUUUAUUUAAAAACAGAAAGGAGACAUUCCUUUAAACAGGAAGUUUUAAAAAAGGAAAAAAAAAACUUGUAAUUAAUUUUACGUCCAUCUAGCUUUAGAGUUUGUGUCAUUUCUUGAGCUUGCUAGCUCUGUCAUUAGAUCCAUGUUAAGAUCUAGUCAUGUGGUUAAGGAAUGGAAGUAAAAGGGAGUAAAAAGAAUACAAAUGAAAAAAGAAAGAAAGUACUUCAAACUGAGAUACCUGUAUUACUCUGCACUGAAUAAAAAAAUGGAGAUUUAUUUCCUUAACCAUAGGACUCACAAGGCUGUGACUCAAACUAAUAGACAGAAAAAAUGAGGAGCUGAAAGAGAACUGUUUUUGUACACUGUACAUCCUUGGUAUUUUUACACUUGGUAAAUGUAUACGAUAGGGAUGCACAUCAACUCCCUUCCAAACAGAUGGCUUAAAUAAAAGCAUUAUGUCAA